AUGUAUUUCUUUCUUGUUUGUUUUUCAAUGAUUUUCUUUUCUUUAUUUCGUUCUCUUUUCAUUUAUUUUCUUUCUUUUUCGUGCCAUCUUAAUUCGUAUAUUGUUUUCCUUUCUUAUGUCUCCCUCUUUUUCUCUCUUUCAUUCUUUUUCUCUCUCUUUCUUUCUCUUUCUCGCUUUCUUUCUGUCUUUCCCUCUAUGUGUUUCACUUUUUCUUUUCUUCGUUUAUCAGAGCUUGUACUUCAUCAUCACCAUCUUCUUUUUUCUUCUCUAGCAUAUACCUUCUUCUUCUAUAUUUUCUUCUUCUUCUUCUUCCUCUUCUUCUUCUCUAUCCCAUAUUUCUUCUUCUUCUCUAUACUAUGCUUCUUCUUUCUUUUUUCUUUUCUCAUCUUUCUUCCCUUUCGUAGCCCUCGGUUAACUAUUGUUCUUCUACUGCUACCCCCUCUAAAUUUUCUCCUACCACUGCUCUCAUUUUUCUCUACGUUCCUUGAUUCUAAUCUAUCUUUCACCCUCCCCCAUUCUUCUUACUAUAUUCUUUCUUUCUUUCUUUCUUUCUUUCUUUCUUUCUUUCUCACUCUUCUGCUACAUUUUAUACUUCUUUUCCUUAUCCUUUUCCAUUCUCCUGUUUCUUUCUUUUUUCCUCUUCUCUCUGCUUCUCUAUCUUCCACUCUCAUCUCUCCUCCUCCUUCGUCUUUAGAUUCGAUUUCUCUUCAUCCCCUACUUGUUUUCUCCAUCCUUUUUGUUAUUUGUUAA
Messenger RNA from Acanthosepion pharaonis, 750 nucleotides. Lineage: Eukaryota; Metazoa; Mollusca; Cephalopoda; Sepiida; Sepiidae. The record is from the annotation of a GenBank genome assembly.